Pangasianodon hypophthalmus (striped catfish) is the source of this 3594-nucleotide messenger RNA. RefSeq names its product un-named sa1261. Bases 288 to 1505 code for a protein of 405 amino acids. NCBI's taxonomy places the organism in Eukaryota, Metazoa, Chordata, Actinopteri, Siluriformes, Pangasiidae. The transcript is spliced from 4 exons. The record is from RefSeq and is a predicted model, not a curated record. Gene Ontology annotation, molecular function: ATP binding; protein serine/threonine kinase activity. Gene Ontology annotation, biological process: peptidyl-serine phosphorylation; peptidyl-threonine phosphorylation.
CCCAGCCAAAGCAGUAAACAGACAAGAGGACGCGCGCCUCAGUCACAGGAGCCAGCAGCGCGCGAUCUGGCGGGUGUGCCCGCGUGCGACUCAGUGAGAGAAUACAGCGAUAAGACACUUCACAAGCAAGAAUUGGCCAGAUCCACCCCAAUGAUAUAAUCAAAGCUGUCCUCGAGACGCAAUGACGGCGGGAACUGGUGGACGCAGUGCGCUUUGAAAAAAAAAAAAAGGAAAAGAACUGUCAGUGAACUUAUUAACUGUGGUAACUGCCUCCUAUCACUGGAAGAAUGAGCACCUCCCCUAGUGGAUCUCGUGCCUCCAUCGACAUCUUGGAGGAGCUGCAGCUUAUUGCUGCCCAGAACCUGGAGAAGCUGGACAUUAAUAAGUACUAUGAGGUUAUUAGGGAGCUGGGCAAGGGCACCUAUGGCAAGGUGGAUCUGGUUGUCCACAAGAUCAGAGGCACUAAGAUGGCUCUGAAGUUCUUGCGGAAGAAAACCACUAAGCUGAAGAGCUUUCUGAGGGAGUAUAGCAUCUCACUCUAUGUUUCCCCGUGCCCAUACAUCAUCAGCAUGUAUGGCAUCGCCUUUGAGACAGACGAGUAUUACAUCUUUGCUCAAGAGUAUGCAUUAGCUGGGGACCUCUUUGACAUCAUUCCUCCUCAGGUGGGGCUGCCAGAGAGUGUGGCGAAACGCUGUGUGCACCAGGUGGCCUUGGCACUGGACUACCUUCACUCUAAGAAGCUGGUGCAUCGUGACAUCAAGCCUGAGAACGUGCUCAUCUUUGACCGGGAGUGCCGUAAGGUCAAGCUGUCAGACUUCGGCAUGACGCGUCGAGCCGGUUCACCAGUAAAGCGCGUCAGCGGUACCAUCCCUUACACGGCACCUGAGCUGUGUGAGCCAGGCCGCCAUGAUGGUUUCUGUGUGGACUACAGCACAGAUGUAUGGGCCUUUGGAGUGCUCCUAUUCUGUAUGCUCACAGGCAACUUUCCAUGGGAGAAGGCGCUACCAUGCGAUGCCUUUUAUGAGGAGUUUGCACGCUGGCAGCAGCAGCCAAAGAGGCGGGCGGGUGCAGUGCCAUCACAAUGGCGCCGCUUUACCAACGAGGCGCUGCGCAUGUUCCGUCACCUCCUGGCCAUCGAGAAGGAGCAACGCUGCUCUGUCAACGAGGUGCUCACCUUCUUCUGCCACUGCUGGAUGCUAGACACGGAAAAUGGCAACACAGCUACCUCACCCAGUGGCACGGUGCUCAAUGGGCACCUGGCUGAGCUCAGCUCUUCUUCCUCAGAGGAAGAUGAUCUGGUGGAGCGUCUGAAGCAGCAGAGCCUGUCACCUGUGUGUGCUGUGGCCAAAGCAGGCAUUGUCAUUGAGCCGGUGGCACCACCCUACUCCACCGUGUCUACCAUCAACUCGCCUUCCUCUAAUAACAGCUACGAGCGUGUCUCCCGUGACAGCAACGGUAAUGGAGGUCGCAUCCUUGUGACUACGCCCAUCGAGAUCUGUGUGUAGUGAGGCUCUAGAAGGUAACAGACUAUACACAUACUCAAAACACCGGGAACCAGUCGACAACAGUGAGGACCCAUAUCCUUAAACAAGGAGGAAAUGCUCCGUCUCUCAUGCUGAGUGUAGAACAUGGUGAAAAUGUUCUACGGAGGCAGACUUGUCAGUUGUUCCUAAUGAUGAGUGUCACUGAGGGAAUACUACAAGUUGAAAACAGUCAAGUCAUACUGAUUGUGUAUCUCAGCAUUUCAACCAUGUUAGUCCACAUGUAAUCAGUCCACCAUUAGCAACAGUGCACACAUGGGAAAAAAAACAUACAAACAAACAGGCGUGAAAUUACCUGUACCAUCAUAUAGCAAUAUGUUAAAUGUUUUGCAAAAAUAAAAAUCAACGUAACAACGGUCAAAGUUGCAAUGUCUGAGACUAACUGCAAAAACAUAUAAUGUGAAAAUGUUCAUAAUGUGAUUUUUGGAAGUGAUACUUAUUUGUGCUUGAAUGUCCAUUUGGUUAGUGGGUAACUUCAAUAAAAAGUAGUUUUUUUUUUAUUAUUUAUUUUGGUCUUGUACUUCUGAUAUUUUGCUAUUUAUUUUAUACUGUAGCAGUAUAUAGUUAAUAUUGCCCAGUUGCCAUUAUGGUGUGUUGCAUUGUUUAAAAAAAAAAAAAAUCAAGUCCCUCUAAACCAAAUUGUUAUCAGAACUAAUUUGAACAGGACAUGCAUGCCAUUUUCUCUGUGUUGUUUCUUAGUAUGGUGCAUUUUUGAGAGCUUCAAUGGGUCUUCUCACAGUGAGCGAGGCCUGGAUUGCUCGGAUGAUGUUACCAAUGUGGUCGCAGUGCAUAUGGAUGCCUGUCACUAUUCUGAACACAGAGAAGGUUUGAUUUGUGCUAAACAAAACACAGAGCAUGCCAGUGAUUCAGAUGCGGUGAUACAGAAUCAUUUGUCCAUGGCUUGAGAAAGAGGACACUACUGUAGGUGUCAUUUGACAGUUUUAUAAGUGCAGAUGGACAAUUUUGAAAGAAUUCUUCUGACUUGAAGGUGUUUUAAGAAUUUCUCAGGUAUAUAUGGCUAUACCGUGUAAUAUCUCACAAUAGCCGAGUUUAAGUCCAGUUGUUUAAAGGAAAGGAAGGACAUUGUGAGUCAGUGCCACUGGAAUGUGUGACAGAGAAACUGAUAGCAGGCGAGACAUGCUGCAUUAAAUGACAAACUCUGAAUCUUGUUACAAAAUAUGGAACUUGAUUUGAUCGAGACUGUUAUCACUUGCCAUAUGUGAUUCAUUUUUUUUCCAGAUCUUGUUAUGAAAAAUAAUUGGUUGUUACAUUCAUUGCUUUGUUUCAGCUCUCACUCAAAUUUUGAAUGAAGUAGGUUUUUAAAACAAUAAAUGAUCUAAACCAAAAACAACUUCAUAUGGGGUUCUCAUUAAGAUCUAACCCCACACGUCUGCUUAGUCAUACCUUUGACACAGAUUUUUAUAGCAUAGUUUUUAUUAUUUUGUUCGUGUACUUGGGUGGGAUUUUUAUUUUUUUUUAAAUACCAAUUUUGAUAGGCAUGGUAGCAGAAGUGUUUUAAAGAAAUUGUUCAGAAAUUGGAGAAAGGAAUAACUGAUGUGGCAUUUUUGAAAGGGUGUUUCUGAAAUUGCAUGGAUAUAAAACCUAUGUAAACAGGUCUUUUUAUCUGUGCUACCUUUUAGAUAUGUGAAAUUAAAUGUGUCGUGAUAUUUUACAGUAGCACAAAUUUGCAUAAAUUGAUAUCUUAAUGGAAUUAAAAAUGAAAAAGGAAAAACAAAUGUAGGGCUUCAUUUAUUCUCUCUGUGCUGUAGGCCUACAUGCGUUCUAAUGAGGCAGUUCAGAGCAUUAAUGCAGUCUGUCAGACAACCUUUUCUUGGAUAUGUUGAACUUUUGUUGAAUUCCAUAAAUGCCUGUCAACAACUGAAGACAGAAAGACAUUUUUUUUUUUUAAAAAAGAAACCAUGACCAGACAUUGUCAUUCACAAACACACUUUUUUCAAAAUUGACUUGUGUGUUGAUAUUUGCAUGCGUCGGUAUUGUUCUGGAGAGAUAAUGUUGAAAUAAAUACAUAUCCUUGAUGCAGAAGGCUGAAGAA